UCUUCGUCGUCUGCAUAUCCAGCCCACUACAUGUCGCAGACGACGAAUAGUUUACAAUCUUAGAGAGAGAAAAAAACCAAAAAUUUACUUUUAGAGAGAGAAAGUUAGGGAACGAACGAGCACGAAGACGAAUCACAACGAUGCAUAAGUUCAUAUGUUGAGAGAAAUAGGAGUUUCAGACAGGAUUCAAUGCUUCCAUGACUGAACAUUUUCUAGGGCAAAUUCGUGUGCUUUGAAAAUUGCUGUAUGCUGCAUCAAAGCAAAACCCUAGAAGAGAGGAAGUUCCAGGGACGGCUUGAAUGAAGCUAGGGGCCUAGCUGCCAAUCGUUACAUAACUCUUCACAAUUCAGGAAUUAAUCUAUGUCUUGAAUCAAUGGGAGGGGAGCAUCUUUAGGUAAGAAGGUAGGCAUGCAUGGAUGUGGUUCUGGAUCUGCUCUCCUAGUCAAUGCCGAGGUUGAUUCUAUGGGAGGAGUUAUUGAUGGUGGAGCUGGAAUUGGCAUCAAAACCUCUCCGCGGCUAGCGGCAAUCGAGAAGGCUCAAGCAGAGCUUAGGCAGGAGUAUGAUGUUCGUGAGGAAAGGAGAAGACAGUUAGAGUUUCUCGAAAAAGGUGGCAAUCCCUUGGACUUCAAACUUGGGAAUGCUGCUUCAGUCAGCGUCCAGUCCACUUCACUGACAAAUCAACACCAUGAGCAGUUUGUGACCAGUGAAGCAAAAGGUAGUUUUGCAUUGACUGCUUCACCUUAUGGGGAUUCUGUUGAAAGUAGUGGUAGGCCGGUGGCUACUCUAGGUUGUGAACCCAAUUGUGCUGAUAAUCUCAUGCUGUUUGAUGGUGAAAAUGAAUUUCUUGAAGGUGACAGAAAGUAUGUGCAUUCCAGUAGGAGUAAGAUUAUUCCAUCGGAGCAUUACACCCAAUUGGAUGGAAGUCAAAAUGCCAAAGAAGUAGUGGACUCUGCUGCUUUUGGCCUUCCAAAAAAGGCAUAUAGGCGAAGGAUUAGGUCCCGACCAAAUCGUGACGGUGCUCGAUCAGGCUCAACUGAAGCAGUACCAUCUCGUGGUGGUCACAGCUCUUCUUUACCUUCUCGCAAUUGUCUCAGGGACACCAAAGAGUCAGUCUCUGAUACAGACUUUCAGAAGGACCAGAAUGUUUCAAUGAAUUUGGAUAUGAAGCCCACAGGUUCAAAGGGUACUAUAGUUCUCAAAACCGUACCGGCUGAUAAUCAGUUAGUUACAGAGUUAGAUGGCAUGCGACCAGUAGAGUCUGGUGCUCUGACCAAAGAUAUGCUUCCUGUUGCUGCUUCAGAUGCUGACGCUUCCAAAAACUUGUGGGAUGAGCAAUGCUUACAAUCUGAUGCUCAGGAGACUCCUAAGGAAAUGCCUUCUGCAGGACCUAAAUCUGUUGUGGGAGAGGAACAGGUGGAUUCAGUAGGUCUUGAACAUGUGCCUUGUGUUGCCAUCACAAAAGUUGAUAAUCAAGCUGGUUCGGGUCAAAUGAAUGGGUUAAGCAACGAAAAGUGGGAUACAAAAGACCUACCAAAUGAAGGUCAAAACGAUAGUGCAGCAUGCAUCAAAGGUUUAGAUUCUGAGUCAUCUUGCACGCAAACCAGUCUUAGCAUGGAUGGAAAUAAUGAUAGUGAAGUUUGUACUAAUCUUAGAAAUAUUGAUUCAAAUGGGAAUAGUAAGGAACAAGUCUUAGCAUCUGAAGGGACACCAAAUAUGGACAGUGAUAAAUUGGUUAAAGAAACUAAUGAGAAUAAAGCGGAUGACAGUUGUGCUUUCAUUAAGCACAAUAUCAAUUCUGUUCAUCAAAGCCACAGAGGGAAUGAUCACAUACUCAAAUCCCAAGAAGAACUGAAUGGAAGUGGACCUGGCUUGCACAAUGGUGUGAAAGAUUCUAUGGUUGUCAAGGGAAUGGAGCCACAUGGCAUUACUGGUUUAGAAACAGAAAGCAAACCUAGUAAUUUGUUGGUUGAAAUUUCCAUACCACGGAGUGAGAAUGCUUGUCCUAGUACCCUUCUGGGUUCUAUGGAUUCCUCUAAUCAAGAGCUUACAGAUAAUAAGUCGUCUGUUAGGGUUUCAACUGUUGCUGCAGAGCACAAAGCUUGUUCUGGAGUGCAACUGAAAGUGGUCAAUGAGGCAGAUGAAGACUCAAUUCUGGAAGAGGCACGAAUUAUAGAGGCGAAGCGUAAGCGGAUUGCAGAGUUAUCUGUUGGUACCCAACUGGUGGAGAAUCGUCGAAAAUCUCAGUGGGAUUAUGUCAUGGAGGAAAUGGCAUGGUUGGCAAAUGAUUUUGCGCAGGAGCGUCUUUGGAAGAUAACUGCUGCUGCUCGUUUAAGUUAUCAGGCUGCCUUUUCUUCUCGGUUAAGAUGUGAAGAAAAAUAUUCAUGUUGGAAGCAAAAAAAUGUAGCUCAUACCUUGGCAAAAGCUGUUAUGGAGUUCUGGCAUUCAUUAGAGGAGACGAGCAAAGAGCCGGAGCUGAAAUGUCCUGAAAAAGAUUUUGCACUUUCUGUUCAGGGAUAUGCAGUGAGAUUUCUGAAAUACAAUAGCUCUCACAUUCUGCAGGGACAAGUUGAGGCUCCAGCAACCCCUGACAGGAUGUGUGAUUUGGGUACUCUGGACAUGUCGUGGGCGGAUCACUUGACGGAAGAGAAUCUUUUAUACACAGUUCCUGCUGGUGCAAUGGAAACGUAUAGAAAAUCUAUUGAGUCUUAUUUGAUACAACUUGAGAAAACUGGCAGUAGCAUGCAAGAGGAAGUGGAGACAUCCACCUAUGACGCUGUUCCAGACUUCGACACGCAAGAUAAUGCAUAUGAAGAAGAUGAAGGAGAAACAAGCACAUAUUAUUUGCCAGGAGCCUUUGAAGGUAGCAGGUCCACAAAUUUUGCCCAAAAGAAGCAAAAAAACUCGAUAAAGGCAUAUGGUGUAAAUUCAUAUGAAGUGGGAGCUGAUUUACCAUUUCUUCAAUGCAUGGAAAAGAAAGUUGGGACUCAACAAUCUGUGUUAAUGGGAAAACGGCCUGCCAACAGUCUCAAUGUGUCAUUUCCAACAAAACGCGUGCGGACUGCUUCCAGGCAGAGGAUUCUAAAUCCUUAUAGCGCUGGAACACCUGGUAGUGUUCAGGCACCAAAUAAGACAGGUGCUUCCAGUGGUGAUACUUAUUCUUUUCAGGACGAUCAGAGUACUUUGCAUGGUGGAUUCCAAGUUGUAAAUAACAUGGAAGUCGAGUCAGUGGGGGACUUUGAAAAGCAAUUACCAUUUGAUUCCUCAGAAGUAUCAACAAAACCUAAAAAGAAAAAGAAGGCAAAACACCUGGGUUCCACAUAUGAGCACAGAUGGCAGCUUGAUUCAAAUUUUCAACAUGAGCAGUUAUAUCUUUUUAGUCGCAACAGUUUCUUGGACUCUGGUGAAUCUCAACCUUCAAUAGGUGUCACUCUGAGGGAUUAUUCAAAAAAGAGAUCAGAGAACCAUCAAGUUGAAUCUAACGGAACCAGUGGUAAUGAUAGUCACUAUAGUUUAUUUGGUCAACACAUUGUGAAGAAGCCAAAAAUUGUGAAGCAGUCACUUGACAAUUCUUUUGACAAUUCUACUCCAAUGGUUGGAUCUAUUCCCUCUCCGGCUGCUUCCCAAAUGAGUAAUAUGUCCAACCCAAAUAAGUUCAUCAAAAUGCUUGGCGGUCGGGAUCGGGGUAGGAAAGCCAAGGGCCUGAAGGUGCCAGCUGGACAGCCAGGUUCAGGAAGUCCAUGGUCACUAUUUGAAGACCAGGCACUUGUUGUCCUCGUACAUGAUAUGGGUCCAAGUUGGGAGCUUGUAAGUGAUGCUAUCAAUAGUACUUUGCAGUUCAAGUGUAUAUUUCGGAAGCCUAAAGAGUGCAAGGAUCGUCACAAAUUAUUGAUGGAUAGGACUGCUGGUGAUGGGGCUGAUAGUGCUGAGGAUUCAGGGUCUUCUCAGCCUUAUCCAUCUACUUUACCUGGAAUUCCAAAGGGCAGUGCCAGGCAAUUAUUCCAGCGUCUGCAGGGUCCCAUGGAAGAGGACACCCUCAAAUCUCAUUUUGAGAAAAUCAUUAUGAUUGGACAAAAAUACCUUUACCGGAGGUCUCAGAAUGAUAACCAGGAGCCAAAACAACUUCAGCAACCUCAUGGUUCUCAUACAGUUGCUCUUUCCCAAGUUUGCCCAAGUAAUCUGAAUGGCGGCCCUAUUUUAAUGCCUCUGGAUCUCUGUGAUGCAACUGUACCUAGCCCCGAUGGUCAAUGCCUUCACACUAACGGGUUAGGUACUCCGAAUCAGAGUACCGUAGCACAAAUGCUUCCUGCUUCUGGUGAAAAUUCCCCAGUACAAGGGUCUUCUAAUAUGAUACUUGGCAGUAACUAUUCAUCGCCAUCUGGUCCAGUCAAUGCCUCUGUUAGGGAUGGUAGGUAUGCUAUCCCCCGAACCGCAUCUUUAUCAAUUGAUGAACAGCAGAGAAUGCAUCAGUAUAAUCAAAUGUUAUCUGGUAAGAACAUUCAGCAACCCAGUCUAUCUGGUCCUGGAGUUCCUCCAGGAACCGAUCGUGGGGUUCGUAUGCUACCUGGUGGCACUGGUAUGGGCAUUAUAUCUGGGUUGAAUAGAAGCAUGCCAAUGACAAGGCCGCCGUUUCAAGGAAUUUCCUCAUCAUCUAUGCUGAAUUCCAGCAGUAUGCUUUCUUCUGGUAUGGUAGCGAUGCCGAGUCCUGUAAAUGUGCACUCUGGAGCUGGUUCUGGGCAAGGGAGCUCCAAGUUGAGACCUCGUGAUGCUUUGCAUUUGAUGCGGCCUAGCCAGAGCUUGGAACCUCAAAGGCAAAUGAUGGUGCCAGACAUUCAGUUGCAGGUCUCACAAGGAAACAGCCAAGGAGUCCCUCCGUUUGGUGGGAUAAGUUCCAAUUUCUCUAAUCAGGUGGUCCCUCCAGCUGUUCAGUCUUGCUCACUCCAUCACCAGCAACCACAACCAAUGACCCCACAACAAAACCAUGUGCUCAACAAUUCUCAUCAUUCCCAUCUUCAGGGACCCAGUCAUUCUCCCAACAUGCGGCAUCAAGCCUUUGCAAUUCACUUGGCUAAAGAAAGGCACCUGCAGCAGCGAAUGCUGCAGCAGCAGCAACAAUUUUCUGCGCCCAGUGCUUUGAUGCCACAUGUACAGCCACAGGCCCAGCUGCCUAUAUCAUCUCCUCUGCAUAAUAGUUCCCAAUCACAAACUUCCCCAACUGUAUCACUGUCACCAUUGACGUCGACAUCCUCAAUGACUCCAAUGUCCCAGCACCAGCAAAAACAUCAGAUGACGCCUCCUGGGCUUGGUCGUAAUACUCAACCUGGAGGCUACGGGUUGACCAAUCAGAUGGGCAAGCAACGACAACGUCAACCACAGCAGCAGCAGCAGCAACAGUUUCAACCUGGUGGCAGGCACCAUCCUCACCAACUGUCACAGUCUCAACAGCAGACCAAACUUGUGAAGGGAGUUGGAAGAGGGAACAUGAUUAAUCAGCACCUUCCAAUGGAUCCCUCCCUCCUGAAUGGCCUUUCAACAGCUCCAGGAAGCCAAUCUACAGAAAAAGGGGAGCAGGCUAUACAUUUGAUUCAAGGUCAAGGCUUAUAUUCUGCGUCAGGGCUAAACCCUGUUCAACCAUCCAAGCCGUUGGUGCACCCUCAGACUUCAAAUCAGUCCCAGCCUCAGCAAAAGAUAUAUUCUGGCCAGAUACCUCCUUCAUCAAAGCAAAUUCAGCAGAUGCCUUUAAACGUUGACACUAGCAAUCUAGGUCAUGUUCCACCUGUCACCUCUGGUCCUACAUCUUCUGCUUCCCAUCAAGCUGUAUCAUCAUUGGGGAUGGCCUCCUCCAAUCAUCAGCAGACACAACCUGUGCCACAGCAUCACCAAAAGUUGGUGAAUCAAUCUCAAUUAAAUGUUCAGAGAGUGCUUCAACAAAAUCGCCAAGUGAAUGCUGACCCUGCAAGAAAGCUGCAGGCCAGAGAUGUUCAAGCUGACCAGAACUCUGUCAACAGCCCAUCUCAGAUGCGUGUGAUGAUGACAAUGCCUCAGUCCUGUGUUGAUGCGAUUAAUGUAAUGCCAGUUCUUUCUUCCACUAAUGAUCCUCAAUGGAAAGAAUCUGAACGAUUAUAUGAUUCUGGUACGCCUAAUCCUGCUACACAGUUGGGUUCUAUUGGGUCCCCCCCUUUGACAAAUUCUGCUGGGAGUGAGACUACGCCCGCGGACAGCCACGGACUAAGCCAGAGGCAAUCAUCUGGCAGCUUGUCCCCUCUUGGGCAUGAAGUUGAAGCACAGUGGCAGCAGCAGUCAUCACAACUGCAUCUUCCCCCCUCACCACCACCCACACAACAGCUGCAGCAGCUACAAAAGCAACAGCAAUCAACACUACAGCAGUUGCCUCCGCAGCAUCCUCAGCCACAGUCACAGCUUCUGCAAGCAGGGAGCACUAGUUUGUAUGUCAGGUCCACUAACUCUAGACUUGAAUGAAGCACUCUUAAUUGAUUAAUUCUUGGGGUGGCUGGUCCUGCCCAGUUUGGGUGGGCAUGCCCUCGAAGCAGCAGUGUACAGACAGGUGACGCUCAUCAUUCCAUCAAAAGGCGGAACUAGAUGGUAAUUAUUUCAUAUUUUUAGAGUUUACUGCAGGGAUGAUAGCAGGGCUAAAUUUUUGGUUAUUAUGUAUAUUAUUAUUUCCCCGAGCUUUGGGAAGAUAGAGGCAG
This is a messenger RNA of Ilex paraguariensis (yerba mate), 6707 nucleotides long. The record is from the annotation of a GenBank genome assembly. Lineage: Eukaryota; Viridiplantae; Streptophyta; Magnoliopsida; Aquifoliales; Aquifoliaceae.